UGGGCCUGGUUUUCAGGUUUGGUUGCUGAGCCCGCUGUUGGUGGCCCUCUGCAUGCUGACAAGGAAGAAACACGUGUGAACAAAAACCUAACGUUCAGCACAGUUUGAGAGAGUAAUUAUCUGUUGUUUGCACAAUGUUGCGCUACUUUCAGAGUGCCAAUACACCCUGCUGUUUGAGGUGACUUAACUGCCGAUCAGAGGAGACCACACACAACCACACCUCUUGUACAAGCAGACUUCUCUACCGGAUGGUUUUGAAUACUAUGUGGAAGCGGACAACUUUUUACUUUUGGCAUUUUUAAACGGGAUGGAUUUUGAGGACACAUAACUUGGAUAUACGUUUUGUAUUUUUGCUUUUGGGAUUUUUUUUCCCCUUCAGUGGAGUUAAUCAAGUUUGAAGCUUACUUCUGGAAGGGAACUGACUUCAAGAACUAAAAUGGACCAAGCCAGCGGCGGGGAGGAUCCCAACAAGCCCUCUAAAAAGAAGUCCAGUGAGGAUGAGGGUAAAAACAAAAAGCUGAACAUACACAUAAAAACACUGGCUGAUGAUAUGCGUGAUCGUAUAACAAGUUUCAGGAAAACUGGGACAAAGAAGGAGAAGCCUUUUAUUCAGCACCCAACUGAUCCCCUCUCUACCCAAGCCGAACUCCCUCAGCCGCAGCCUUUCUUUGACGAAAGAUCCAUGAACCUCUCAGAAAAAGAAAUAGUUGACCUUUUUGAGAAGAUGAUGGAGGACAUGAACCUCAAUGAGGAUCGUAAAGCCCCUCUGCGUGGGAAGGAACUGAGCAUCAAACGUGAGAUGGUGGUCCAGUACAUCUCGGCCACUGCCAAAUCUAUAACUGGGAGCAAAGUUGCGGGUGGGCUACGUAACAGCAAGCAUGAGUGCACCCUUUCGUCCCAAGAAUACGUCCAUGAGCUACGAUCUGGCAUCAUGGACGACAAGCUGCUCAACUGCCUGGAGUCCCUCAGAGUGUCUCUCACCAGUAACCCUGUCAGUUGGGUCAACAACUUUGGCCAUGAAGGUCUCGGCCUUCUUCUGGAAAAUCUGGAGAAGCUUCUGGACAAAAAGCAGCAAGAGUAUAUUGAUAAACGCAUCCAGCAUAAGCUAAUCCAGUGCUUAAAGGCUUUCAUGAACAACAAGUAUGGGCUGCAAAGGAUCCUGGGAGACGAGCGGAGCUUGUUGCUGUUGGCAAGAGCGAUUGACCCCAAACAGACCAACAUGAUGACGGAGAUUGUCAAAAUUCUCUCAGCUAUUUGCAUUAUUGGCGAAGAAAACAUCCUGGAUAAGAUUCUGGCUGCCAUGACAAUUGCUGCAGAGAGGAACAAUAAAGAGAGAUUUGCUCCAAUUGUGGAGGGACUGGAGAACCACGAGGCCCAGCAGCUCCAGGUCGCCUGUAUGCAGCUGAUUAACGCCCUGGUCACUUCGCCUGACGACCUGGACUUCCGGAUACAUCUACGCAACGAGUUCCUCAGAUGCGGCUUAAAGAAGAUCCUUCCUGAGAUAAAAAAGACAGAGGAGCUGGAUAUUCAGCUGAAGGUGUUCAAUGAGAACAAAGAUGAAGACGCCAUCGAACUCUCCCAUCGUCUGGACGACAUCCGUGCUGAAAUGGAUGAUAUGAAUGAAGUGUACCAUCUCCUGUCAAAUAUGGUGAAAGACACCGCCUCGGAGACCUACUUUCUGUCAAUCCUUCAGCACCUAUUGCUUAUCAGGAAUGACUAUUACAUCAGACCUCAGUACUACAAGGUGAUCGAGGAAUGCGUGUCUCAGGUGGUUCUGCAUCGCAGUGGGACGGACCCUGACUUUGGUUACAGUAAACGAUUGGAUGUGGACUUCACUCAGCUUAUUGAUCAGUGUGUGGAUAAAGCCAAAGUUGAAGAGAGUGAACAGAAGGCUGUAGAGUACUCCAAAAAGUUUGAUGAGGAGUUCAGCGCACGGCAGGAGGCCCAGGCCGAGUCCCAAAAAAAGGAGGAAAAGAUCAAGGAGCUGGAGUCAAAAAUCCAAACUCUAGAGACGCAGUUAACUAUAGAAAAUGACAGGCUCAAAGAGGCUCAGAGACUCAUCAGGGAAUCUGAAGCCAAGAUUGCUGCAGGCCCAGCUGCGCCUGGAGCACCACCUCCUCCACCACUACCUGGAGGUGCCGCACCUCCACCUCCUCCUCCUCCUCCUCCACCCCCACCUGGUGGUUGUCCUCCACCUCCACCUCCUCCUCUGCCUGGCCAUGCGUCUAUCCCCCCUCCACCUCCUCCACCCCCAGGGGGAGGACUUCCACCACCCCCACCACCCCCAGGUUGUGGGGCCCCACCUCCUCCUCCGUUUGGGGGCUUUGGUGGUCCUCCUCCUCCUCCUGGGUUACCUGUUGUCAAGCUGCCUUAUGGACUUGAGCCAAAGAAGACUUACAAGCCUGAAACUGUGAUGAAGAGGGUCAACUGGUCCAAGAUAGUGCCUCAGGAAAUGGCAGAGAAUUGCUUCUGGAUCAAAGUCAAAGAAGAGAAGUUUGAAAACCCUGACCUAUUUGCUCAGCUCUCCCUGUGCUUCUCUUCGCAGAGUAAAGUGAAAAAAGAUGUGAGUGAUGAGACCGAUGACCGAGUACCACAGUUCAAGAAGAAGGCAAAGGAACUUCGUAUCUUGGAUGCCAAGACAGCGCAGAACCUCUCAAUUUUCUUGGGCUCGUUCCGCCUGCCUUAUGAAGAGAUCCGGGACAUUGUGCUGGAGGUAGACGAGGAAAGACUGAGUGAAUCACUCAUCCAGAACCUAAUAAAGAACUUGCCAGAGCAGAAAGAACUCAGUGCUCUAGCGGAACUAAAAGGUGAAUACGAGGAGCUUGUGGAGUCAGAGCAGUUCGGCAUUGUGAUGAGCUCAGUAAAGCUGCUGCGGCCACGUCUCAAUGGCAUUAUGUUCAAGCUAACUUUCGAGGAGCAGGUGAACAACAUCCGGCCAGACAUCAUGAAUGUGACGUUCGCCUGCGAGGAGGUGAAGAAGAGCGAAGGCUUCCGCAGACUCCUGGAGUUUGUAUUGCUGGUCGGCAAUUACAUGAAUGCUGGCUCAAGGAACGCACAGACGUUUGGUUUCAACAUCAGCUUCCUGUGCAAGUUACGAGACACUAAAUCCAUCAGUCACAACACAACACUUCUCCAUUUUCUGGCUGAGAAGUGCGAAGAGAAUCACCCAGAGAUUUUGAAGUUUCCAGAUGAACUGGAGCAUGUGGAGAGUGCCAGCAAAGUGUCUGCUGAAAUUCUAAAGGGCAGUCUGACCACAAUGGAGAAGCAGAUUCAGCGACUGGAGAACGAUAUCGAGAACUUCCCCAAAACGGACGACCCCCAAGAUAAGUUUGUGGAAAAAAUGUCCGGCUUCUCCAAACAUUCUCGGGAGCAGUACGAGAAGCUGUCCACCAUGCACAAGAACAUGCAGAAGCUGUACGAGAACAUCGGCAGCUACUUCGCGUUCGACCCCCACUCAGUCAGCGUGGAGGAUUUCUUCGGCGAGCUGGCCAACUUCCGCUUCCUCUUCAUGGAAGCCAUGAAGGAGAACCACAAGAAGAGGGAGAUGGAGGAGAAGAUCAAGAGAGCCAAGCUGGCGAAGGAGAAAGCUGAGCGAGAGAAGCAGGAGCGUCAGCAGAAGAAGAAGCAGCUGAUUGACAUGAACAAAGAAGGGGAUGAAACUGGCGUGAUGGACAGUCUAAUGGAAGCUCUGCAGUCUGGAGCAGCUUUCCGUGAUCGGCGAAAACGAACACCACGAAAUGGUGAUCAAAGCCCUUCCAGUCCAGUCUCUCGGUGGCCGGGUGCUAACUAUGGUACCAGAACUCUAGACAACCGCCGUGCAGCCCUCGAAAGGUCUCGCUCACGCCACAACCCAAAUCACCAAGCUCGAUGAUUACCCGCGUCUACUUCAAGACCCUAGAUAAGUGCCAAAGAGGCCUGCGAUGAGGAGGAGGAGGAGAAGACGAGGAAGACAUCAGGAGGGAUAGACCACCUCCCUCACUGUGGCUUACCCAGCACCAAGUAUGGAAAACUGCCUACAGAAUGGAAUAACCAGACAUUUAUAGUCUUUAUUGAACACUCUACAUAUUUAUUGUAUGCUUUUUGUAUUGCUCAAGGAUUUAUUUUGCUUUUGGAACUGAAACAUUUUAAAAAGCUGUCAAUUUCCUGGUUUCAACCUAUAUUUUAAUCCAAACGCUUCAAUUAACUCACAGUUUUGACAGGAGAAACAUAACAGUAUCCUGCAGAGAGACGUUCAGCCAAGAUGGACUUCUGAAAACUGCAUGCUUGUGUGGAAGAACAUGGACAGCUGUCCUUUAAAUGGAAACUACAAGUCUUAAAGGAAGAGAGGACAGUGUAAUAUUAUCACAUUUAAGGUCCUUUGUUCAGAAACAAUCGCGUCUUCGCACUCCAUCAAAGCCACAGGAGCUGGCGGCCGUCUGCACCAACACAGAGCACGUGACUCACUGACAUUCAAACUGCAAGACAUUUUAGUUGAUUUAAUGUUGUGUUGUGUAAUCUCACUUUUACCCUUCAGGUGCCGAUUUGUGACCCGAGGUUAGUUUUCCUGUUACCAUUAGAGGCUGACAUUUCUAAAUGCAUCCAGGUCUCUGUCGGGGACAAAACACGAACACUCAGACCUCUCGUUAGGUCACACAGGGUUUCAUCAAGGCACACCUCAUUGUUUAAAAGGUAUUACAUGUUUAUGGCACUUUUUCAACAACAAGGGGGGGAAAUGUUAAGUUUUGAAAAUUGAGCAGUGCCAAAACUAUGACUGCUCCCUCAGAUACUAAACUGUACUCCUGUAGAAUGCACUUCUGAUCUUAUGUGCACACCAGAACAACACUCUUCACACUGGAAGUUGUUACUGAAACCAGCCAGUUUCAGUAACUGAGGUGUUUUAAAAUGAAGUUACAAAACAUGAAAGAAACUUAAAAAAAAAAUGUUUAAAAAUUUUUGUGUUACAUUUCAAAUAAUAAAUGGCUUGUACUUGUAUAGUGCUUUAUCAAGUCUAGAGGCUCAAAUCACUUCACACUACAGUCAGUCAUUCACCCAUUCACACACACCGAUGGCGGCAAGCUACUGGAUAGCAGCCACAUCUGCCCACAAGCUGAGGGUUAUGGGAAUCGAAUACAGAUUGUGGGGUGAACUCCUACCACCAUCAUCACCACCAUCCACGCCAAAUGAUUAUGACAGAACGGUCCUUCUAGAGUUCAGGCUCCCACAUACUCGGCCGUACUGUCGACAAGGGUCACGUGUAACGAUUUCCUUAAUUUUCUAAGUGUUUUUGUUUAGUGAAGGUCUUCAUAUUCCCUCAUUAAUGCAACUUACUGUAUUUCUUAUCUCUUCUGUCAGACACUCAUCAAAUUCUGACUCCAUUUUGUCCCCAAGUUGGCAUCGGCUUUCAACCUUAUCUGCUCACCGUCACAUUUAAAAUCGUUCGAUGUGAACUCUGUGCGACAGGAAGUACACUCGAGUAUGUGGGAGCCUUCAUGCACUUAUUUUCUAAUUUUGUAUGAUGUAAAAACAAUGAUGUCAUGACCAAACUCAACCCUGACUAAAUGCUGCCUCCGUGGUCCACACCACCUUCUUUUGUUUUCACCAAAUACAUCACAGGCCAGUUAUAAUUACGGUAAUAUCCUGGGUAAUUUGUAAAACACAUAAUAUAACCUAACUAUAUAUUUUUUUUGUAAUUUUUGAAGUAUAGAAAACAUUUCAGUGUGUAGGGCAUCACACUGUGCUCCAACACAAGGACCAACGUCUUCAUUAAUCAUUUAUUGCAGCUAUUUAACUCUUCUAACAGUGGAUUUAUUUCUUAUAAAAUACUGGUCACACUCUGGAGAAGUUCCCUUUUUUUGUGUUUUUUUUUAAACACUGGGGAUGUUUCUGAGAAAUAGUUUAAUGUGAAGUCCGUUUCAUUUCUAUCUCUCAAACAGAAAUAAAAAUCGGCAGGUUUCCAGAAAUCAAUCGGUGCACGGAUACUUCUGCUGGAUCGCCGACACCAUUUGAGCUUUCCUCUCAUGAAAGACUGUGGGUUCAUUUCUUUGCAAGGACCCACUUUCAUAUUUCAAUGUAAACUAUUUAUUCAUAUAUUCAUGCUAAGGGCGUCUCUGUCCCCCUCACUUCACUAGACUGUAAGCAGAUGCUACUAAAAACAACCAUUAAAUCCACACGGAGACGGGGCAUGACCAGAAUUACAGACGGAGGGCCACAGUAGGCCGGAUGAUGCUUGUCUUAGCGAGCGAGUCUCAAAAUGCCUUCCGGUUCCUCAGCACUAAUGACAUAAGUGACCCUUUUACCAUGACACAAGUUACUUUAGCAACAGCAUAACUUUGCUUUGGGCUUCGUGUGUCUGCGCGCCUCGUGCCACCUCAGUAAUCCGAACAGGGACCCAGGGAAAAUGGGAUGCAGUGGUCUCGACUCCUGGGCUGAAUAGAUGGAGGUUUUUCAUUUAAACAAUCUGCCAGUGCUGUUUGUGAGGCGUCUGUUUCACGGAGCCUCCCCUCCCUCUGCCCGCGCGCAUCUAAAAAAAUGCAAUUUUACACAUCAUCUCGGCUCGAGGUGCGCCCACAACGCUCCGCGAAGUCUGCAUAUUUAAGAAGACAAUAACUGAGCUGAAUAUCAGGUUGGAGCCGUCACAGAGCAAAAGCGUUGAGAAUGAGUUUUCUGGAUAAGGGACUCUGCGGUGGCGGCAGUUUUAAGGACGUGUUGUACACAGCGGUGAUAGAGAUGCGCUGUCGAAAGAAGUGAUUUCCUCUCUGUAAUCGCUUCUCACCCUUUGUUCCUCGCAACACCACACCUGGGCAAUUUUAAGCUUCGAAUAAGACCUGGUUUUGUUUUGUUUUUUUUAGAUCAGUCCUCCAGCAACACAGAUCGGCCAUGAUAUUGGAUGUUUAUCUGCAGAAACACGCAGGUUUUUGCAUUGUGAAUAUUCAGUUUGGCUCAAAAAAUUAUUUAACCCUGAAAGUUCUUUUCAAUUAGCCUUUAAACUGUACAGACAUCUUAAAAAGUCUUAUUUUGGUCAAUAUUGAUGACCAGUUUUUAAGGUAGGUUUGUUGUGAUUUUAAGUUAUGUAUUUAUCAUCUAAAAAAAACAUUUUUAAAACAAGUAGAGUAAUUAAUAGUUAUUGUAAUAGUUUCCUGCAACCAAAAGGAGCUUCACAAACAGAAAGCUGAGAUAAUUUGACACCAUGCAGGACGAAAAAACUAAAUUAAGAGAUUCCUACAGGAAAACAUCCCUCAUCGUAGCUGUGAUUGUUGUCUCCUCGUCCCAUCGUGUUUUAAUAGAAAGUAAUAGCUGGAGCCUUUCAGGUUGACAAGCCUGAACUGAUCCAUUAUAGUCGUGUGAAAAACAGCUGAUCAUACCUUCAUCUUUGUGCUUGUUACUAACAAACCUCAGCUGAUGAUGGCGACCUUUAGGUAGUUGUGACACCAGAGAUGUUUCACAUUUAAAACCACAAACUUCAGAGUAUUUAAUUGGAAUUGUUACUUUUUAAAAAAAUAAACAAAUAAAAGCAACUGUGAUACAGUAAGAACAAAAUUUACACAUAAAAUACUAUAAAGUUAUCAAAACUAAUCCGAUCCAAAGACUAAUAAAAGGAAUAUGUACAAUUGGCUAUAUGAAGAUAAAACUGUGCAAAUACCAGAAGGAAUAUUUCCUCAGGUUACACCAUCUUAAAUUUAUAACUCUUUAAAGACAAAUCAUGAAUUAAAUCACAACAGAAUCGUUCAAAAGAUGAUAAAUUAGUAAAUAACCUUGAUAGCCCGCUAGCUGUCAAAGUUAUUUACUAAUUUAGUUAGCGUUAGCUUCAACUACCUCGAGUCACAAAAUGCAAUGAAGAUGUUUAUGACUCAAACUUUAGCCUGACAAAAUAAUAUACGUUUGAAAAAAUAAUAUACGAUUAAAUAGUCCUACCAUGAUAAAACCUGUAAUCAGCAUAUUUAAAGUAAACUUGUUUUUCUUUUUAUUUACAACAUUUUAAGACCUUGAAUUUAAGACGUUUUAAUGCUGCCCUGCUUUUGGAGGCAGUGACUGUUGUAGAAGGAAGGAUCUGUAAUAAUGCUAACUGGUGUUGCAUUUAGGGAAACAAAUACAAUUGAUUGUAAAACAUUGCCUUCAAAUAUAUAAUUCACAAAAUAGCUUAGCACUUAUAACCAGAGCAUCAUGAAGGUGGGGAUGCUUUUCUUCUAAGGGAAAUACAUGAGAAGCUACAGAAGAGUUGAAACUGCAGUUUAAAUCCAUAUAUCAACUUUCAUGAAUACGCACUAGCAUGUUAUGUUGGCCUAUCACAUAAAAUCCUAAUUAAAUGCAACAAAGUUUGUGGUUUUAAUGUGAUGAAUUGUGAAUAAAUUCAAGGGGAAUAAACAGUUUUUUUGAUGGUUCUCAUACAAGUGAGGAGGCAGGGGUAUGAAGUGCAAAGGUUAACUUUAAGGCUCCUAAUCACUCACUGACCGAGCACUUUACAAGAUAUUCUGCGCAGACAAAGGAAAGAUUUGUUCCAAGAUUUGUAAAGGCAUCAUUGCUGCUAACAGAGUGAACUAUUUGCUCAGCAUGUCUUCUGGUAAACAGUUACCAGCUGCCACAUAUCCACUUCUUCCUACUUUGAUAGACUUUGCUGGUGGUUUGAUGAAGUUCAGCUGCGACUGAAUCAAUAAGCAAAGCUUAUUUUUGUUGACUAACCCUGUUUGACCAUAAUGCGUAAGCUGCCAUAUCCCUGCCUACCUUCCUUUUAUUUGUCACCGAGUAUGUUUUAUUGUCUUAAGAAACAUUUAUAUUUUUAACAUUUUGAGGUUAUUUGUAUGCUUAGAAGUUGGGGAAAAACAAAAUGGUUAUGAAGACUGUCCUUCCAUGGAAUAUGUAAUGGAGAAUGGUACAAACUAAUAACCACUUUGUUAUUAAAACUGAUUUCUGAAAACUAAAA
Gambusia affinis (western mosquitofish) is the source of this 8896-nucleotide messenger RNA. It is a transcript of the gene diaph2, whose product is annotated as diaphanous-related formin 2. Gene Ontology annotation, cellular component: cytoplasm; actin filament. Lineage: Eukaryota; Metazoa; Chordata; Actinopteri; Cyprinodontiformes; Poeciliidae. The transcript has 31 exons. Gene Ontology annotation, molecular function: microtubule binding; small GTPase binding; actin binding. The record is from RefSeq and is a predicted model, not a curated record. The coding region runs from base 437 to 3871 and encodes 1144 amino acids. Gene Ontology annotation, biological process: actin filament polymerization; actin cytoskeleton organization.